Charadrius vociferus (killdeer) is the source of this 255-nucleotide messenger RNA. RefSeq names its product late endosomal/lysosomal adaptor, MAPK and MTOR activator 1 (gene LAMTOR1). Gene Ontology annotation, cellular component: lysosome; Ragulator complex; late endosome membrane. Gene Ontology annotation, molecular function: molecular adaptor activity; guanyl-nucleotide exchange factor activity. The annotation marks the transcript as partial. NCBI's taxonomy places the organism in Eukaryota, Metazoa, Chordata, Aves, Charadriiformes, Charadriidae. The record is from RefSeq and is a predicted model, not a curated record. Gene Ontology annotation, biological process: positive regulation of TOR signaling; lysosome organization; cholesterol homeostasis. The transcript has 3 exons.
CGCACCGAUGAGCAGGCCAUGCUGUCCUCCAUCCUCGCCAAAACGGCCAUCAACAUCAUCGACGUGUCGGCAGCGGACUCGCAGGGCAUGGAGCAGCACGAGUACAUGGACAGAGCCAGGCAGUACAGCACGCGCCUGGCCAUGCUGAGCAACAACCUGACGCACUGGAAGAAGCUCCCGCUGCUGCCGUCUCUGACCAACCAACCGCACCAAGUGCUCGCCAGCGACCCCGUCCCCUUCGCAGACCUGCAGCAG